UCCGGCCGACAGCGGAAGUCGGAGUGGUCCCUGCCGCCCUUCCGGCGGGAACUGCCUGCCAGUCCUCAGUCUCCGAACGGGAGUCCCCGGCGCGCCGCGAUGGUGGUCCCGCAGCUCCUGGUGCUCUUCGGCAGCCAGACGGGCACUGCUCAGGAUGUGUCGGAGCGGCUGGGUCGCGAAGCCCGGCGCCGGCGGCUUGGCUGCCGGGUGCAGGCCCUGGACUCGUACCCGGUGGCGAAUCUGAUUCACGAGCCCCUGGUGAUCUUCGUUUGUGCAACUGCAGGCCAGGGAGACCCGCCCGACAACAUGAAGAACUUUUGGAGGUUCAUAUUCCGGAAGAACCUGCCCUCCACUGCCCUCUGUCAGAUGGACUUUGCCGUCCUGGGCCUCGGGGACUCCUCAUAUGCCAAGUUCAACUUUGUGGCCAAGAAGCUGCACCGACGGCUCCUACAGCUUGGGGGCAGUGCCCUCCUGCCCGCGUGCCUGGGUGACGACCAGCAUGAGCUGGGGCCCGAUGCUGCUGUGGACCCCUGGCUGCGAGACUUGUGGGGCAAGGUUCUGGGGCUGUGCCCGCCGCCUCCAGGCCUCGCUGAGAUCCCUCCCGGCGUCCCCCUGCCCUCCAAGUUCAGCCUGCUGUUCCUCCACGAGGUGCCCAGUGCAGGCUCUGAGGGGCAGCAGGUGGCUCACCCUGGCUCCAGAGAGCCCCCAUCGGAGUCGCAGCCUUUCCUGGCACCCAUGAUCUCCAACCAGAGAGUCACCGGCCCCUCCCACUUCCAGGACGUUCGGCUGAUUGAGUUUGACAUCUCAGGCUCUGCCCUCAGCUUCGCUGCCGGCGAUGUGGUGCUGAUUCAGCCCUCCAACUCGGCGGCUCACGUCCAGCAGUUCUGCCAGGCACUGGGCCUGGACCCUGAGCAGCUCUUCACGCUGCAGCCGCGGGAGCCAGAUGUCCUCCCACCCACAAGGCUGCCCCAGCCCUGCUCCGUGCGGCACCUCGUGUCCCAGUACCUGGACAUCGCCAGCGUGCCUCGCCGCUCCUUCUUUGAGCUCCUGGCUUGUCUGUCCCUCCAUGAGCUGGAGCGGGAGAAGCUGUUGGAGUUCAGUUCUGCCCAGGGCCAGGAGGAGCUCUUUGAAUACUGCAACCGGCCCCGCAGGACCAUUGUGGAGGUGCUGUGUGACUUCCCAUACACAGCCGCCGCCAUCCCCCCGGACUACCUGCUGGACCUCAUCCCCGCCAUCCGGCCGAGGGCCUUCUCCAUCGCCUCCUCCAUGCUGGCUCACCCCUCGAGGCUACAGAUCCUCGUGGCUGUAGUGCAGUUUCAGACUCGCCUCAAGGAGCCCCGCCGGGGCCUCUGCUCCUCCUGGCUGGCAUCCCUGGACCCGGACUCUGGGCAAGCACCUGUCCGGGUGCCCCUGUGGGUGCGGCCUGGGGGUCUGGCCUUCCCAGAGAUGCCAGACGUGCCUGUGAUUAUGGUGGGGCCCGGCACCGGGGUAGCCCCCUUCCGAGCAGCCAUCCAGGAGCGCGUGGCCCAGGACCGGACCAGAAAUGUCUUGUUUUUUGGCUGCCGCUGGCGGGACCAAGACUUCUACUGGGAGGCGGAGUGGCAGGAGCUGGAGAAGCGGGGCUGCCUGACCCUGGUCCCUGCCUUCUCCCGGGAGCAGGAGCAGAAAGUGUAUGUGCAGCACCGGCUCCGGGAGCGGGGGCCGCUCGUGUGGGAGCUGCUGGACCGCCAGGGUGCACACUUCUACCUGGCAGGCAACGCCAAGUCCAUGCCAGCGGAUGUCUCGGAAGCCCUGGUGUCCAUCUUCCAGGAGCAGGGCGGGCUCUGCAGCUCCGACGCCGCCGCCUAUCUAGCCAGGCUUCAGCGGACACGGCGCUUUCAGACUGAGACGUGGGCCUGAGCCCCUUGGCUGCCGUGACCCUCCCGGGAGUCCGGGAGAGGGCUUCGUCCUCUCCGGCCAGGGGUGGCGCUUCCAGGUCCCAGCUCGUUGGGGCAACAGCCAGCUCCAGAGCACAGCCACACCCUCGUCAACCCUGGGCCCCACCCUUUGAGCCCUGACUCCACUGCAGCCUCUGCCAGCCAGCUCUCCGCUCCCCCACCCUGACCAUGAGCUUGGUCCUCUUUCUCCCCCACCCUCUUCCCGGUCAAGGUGGUGGCCUGGGCCGCUCCACUUCACCAGUGCAGUGGCCCAGGACGGCGUGAGCAGCCCACUGGGCACCGGGAGCGGCACAGGGCCCCCAUGAGGCCACACUGCACUCCUCCGCCCUGGGGCCACUGCAGCCUGCUGGGCAGCACAUUCCAGUCACCACCCCCACACGGCUGAGGCUGGGCUCAGGCCACAAGAAAGCAGCUCCCUUAGAGCAGUGGGGUGGUCCCAGGCCAGAGCAGCCCCUUCCUCUCCUGGUCCCAGGAAAGCCCCGGCAGGAACUGCUGGCCUCCGGGUGGCUCCUCAGGACCCCUGGGUGGGCAGUGGCGGUGGACGCCAUGGUGCGCUCUUGCUGGCCUGCCCGUACCCAAGUGGCAGCUCUUGUCUGCCUGUAAUGUGACAAGCGCCCUGCCUGCUUCAUUCUCAAAGGCUUGGUGGGUCGGCUGAGAUCUGAGGGUCACGACAGGGUUUUGGGCAGGUGUUGGGAAGGCAGAGCUAAGCCGUCUAUCCUGCCUGGGAGCCGAGGCUGCCGGAAGCAGUGGUGGGAGGGGGUGUGGUGGAUACGGCCCCGCCCCUGGGAGGUGCUUGAGGCACCAGGAAAGGAAGUCCGGCUGGAGGAGUCCUGCCGUUCACACCGCCUCACCGUCCUCUCGUCGGAGUCUCUUAUCUGUGGUCGGCUGGUCGCUGGCAGGGGACUAGACGUGGCCGAGGCUGGGCUGCAGCCUGAUCUGGCUGGGGACGGCACUGCGUGGGCGCAGGACACACUCGACAGGCGAGCCUUGCCGGGGCCCCAGUGAAGUUCCCAUCCAGUGAGGAGAGCCAGCCAGGUCAGUGCCAGACCCAGUGGAGCCCAGACCCUGCUUCCCCUGGAGGUCCCCACCUGUCUCCACCCUGGGGUCCCUGGCUUCCUAUCGUGACUCCUCCCGCAGGGCCACCACCCCUGAGCUGUGGCCUGGGCUCCCUAGUCUCCACCUUGCCGACUCCAGCUCUGGGCCUGUCAGUCCACCUGGGGCCGCUCUGGGCCCUGAGUGCCUCAACCCACUAAGCCAAGCACCAGCGAGUGAAGGGGAUGACUUUGGGCUUCCCCAAGAUGCCGAGACUCCAACCGGUGAGCCCCUGCUGGGGGCUGUGGCCAUGGAGGGCGCCUGGGCCCUUCCAGCCUGGAAGGAGGAGCUGGGAGAGCUGGCCGCAGGGCAGGGGGAAGAGGAGUGCCCCAUCUGCACCGAGCCCUAUGGGCCCAGGGAGCACCGCCUGGCCCUGCUGAACUGUCGCCACGGCCUGUGUGUGGGCUGCCUGUGCAGGCUGCGGGGCUCGGCCCCAAGCUCCGACCUGGGCUGGGUACGCUGCCCACUGUGCCGCCAGAAGACCCCCAUGCUGGAGUGGGAGAUCUGCCAGCUGCAGGAGGAGCUGCUGCUGGCCGACGGGCCCCCACACCAGCCCCCCCAAGAGGUCCCCGCACCCCAGCACCGCGACCCUGGACCCUGGGGCUCCCUGGAGCACCGCUACCAGCUGCGCUUUCUGGCGGGGCCCCUGGGUGGCCAUGGCUGCCUGCCCUUUCUGCCCUGUCCACCCUGCCUGGGUGCCUGGCUCUGGACCCUGCGGGAGCGGGGACCCUGUGCCCGCCGCCUGGCUCUCCUGAGCCUGCUGGCCCUCGAGCUGCUGGGGCUCCUGCUGGUCUUCGUGCCGCUGGGGCUGCUGGGGCUGCUCUUCCUGCUCCUGGACCGCUCUGGCCGCUGAGCAGAGCCCAGGACAGCCCUGACGCCAGUGGGCCCAGACUGGCCCACAUCGCCACUGGGUGCUGUGAGACCUGAAGACUAAGCUGAAAAACCCAAGGUUGGGUCCAGGGCACUGCCCUUCAAUCAAGACCUCCAUGGCUGAACCCAAGACUGGGGCCACCCAGGAGCCUGACCCCGCCAGAGUGCAUGGCUGCUCUGGACGCCGGUGCCCAAGGACAGCUGCCAGAGGAGCCAGCCCAGCAGGAAGGUCUGCGAGCAGGGCCCCACGCGCCCAGUGGGAGACGCACCCUGCCGCCAUGGCCAAUGCUGACCACACUUUCCCUUCCGAGGGCCGGCCGAGCACAGCAGACAUGAAGGUUAACAGCUGCAGUCAGUCCGUUCCUUGGAGAGAGCAGGGGUUCCACCCACUCUGUGUUCAGAUAAGGGCCAGUGCAUGUCCCUGAAGGUCAGGCCAGCCGGGGGAGGGGCCUGUGCUGUGAAAACUCCACCUGCAGAGGCUUCUCUCCCCACCUACUCAGGCUGAGACCAGCUGGGGGUCAGCACUGGCCUGUGUUGCAGGGACAAGGGUCCACCCCGGCCUUAGAACACAAGCACCAGGCCCAGCUCUGCCCCUGCACACCCUCACGUUGCCACGCCUGGGGCCUCCGUGGAAAGGGUGGAGACGUCGGGUCUGUGGGUGACCCUGAGAGAUGGAGCACUGGGCUCGAGGCAAAGCAGCUUUCAAUAAACUGGUUCCUGGGAA
Messenger RNA from Saimiri boliviensis boliviensis (Bolivian squirrel monkey), 4623 nucleotides. It is a transcript of the gene NDOR1, whose product is annotated as NADPH dependent diflavin oxidoreductase 1. The record is from RefSeq and is a predicted model, not a curated record. Gene Ontology annotation, molecular function: NADPH-hemoprotein reductase activity; flavin adenine dinucleotide binding; FMN binding. Gene Ontology annotation, cellular component: cytosol. Lineage: Eukaryota; Metazoa; Chordata; Mammalia; Primates; Cebidae.